Messenger RNA from Spizellomyces punctatus DAOM BR117, 1374 nucleotides. RefSeq lists its product as uncharacterized. Gene Ontology annotation, cellular component: plasma membrane. The record is from RefSeq and is a predicted model, not a curated record. Gene Ontology annotation, molecular function: transmembrane transporter activity; ATP hydrolysis activity; ATP binding. Gene Ontology annotation, biological process: transmembrane transport. Lineage: Eukaryota; Fungi; Chytridiomycota; Chytridiomycetes; Spizellomycetales; Spizellomycetaceae. Bases 8 to 1303 code for a protein of 431 amino acids. The transcript has 9 exons.
UACGAAUAUGGAGGAUCCAAAAAAACAACCACGUUCCUCAUCCGUUCUCUUCCCACCAUCCAUCCCACCACCCCCGUCGCAUGCCCCACCCCUCCCCCCAUACCCCAGAUCCUCUGCCAACAUCUCGAGCCCAGAAAUGCACAUUACACCCUCUCAGAAUGACGUCUCAGAAGGUCAAGACGCAUCUACCCCUUCUCCAAUUCAUCGUGCACUGUCUGUGACGUCCAAUGCGACUUUACGCCGUCUGGAUCCCGAUGACCCUAUUGUGGUUUUGAGGAAUAUACACAAGACGUACUUGUUGGGGUUGGAAGGAGUCGCAGCGUUAAGAGGUGUGUCAUUGAAAAUCCAACGAGGGGAAUGGGUGGCGGUCUAUGGCACAUCAGGGGGAGGCAAGACUUCCUUGUUGAAUAUUGUUGGGACGAUUGAUAAGCCGACAAAAGGGGAUUUGACUAUAUGUAAUACAGUUAUCACCCCAAAUACUAAAGAUGAGGUUUUGGCGGAACUCCGACUCAACAAGCUAGGCUUUGUCUUUCAAACCUUUAAUCUCAUCUCCUCUAUGACGGCUUUGGAAAAUGUGGAGUUGCCCAUGGUUCUCAAGGGCACUUUGACGGCUUCGGAGCGAAGGGCCAGAGCUGUGGCUAGUCUUGAAAAAGUUGGCCUUUCCCACCGACUCCACCACUUUCCGGCCAAACUUUCGGGGGGUGAACAACAGCGGGUUACCAUCGCCCGAGCAAUAGCCAAUCUCCCUGAAGUCCUCUUACUCGAUGAACCAACAGGCGACCUAGAUACAUCCAACACCCAUCGCAUUAUCGACCUCCUCCAUCGUCUGAACAGCGAAGAAGACGUGACACUCAUUAUGGUCACUCAUGAUGUAUACCUCAAGAACUUUGCGCAUAGAGUCAUUUAUAUGCGCGACGGAAAGAUUCAGCGCGUAGAAAUGGUUCGGACUGCCAGAAGGGCAGAGGCGUUGGACGAUUUGAGGCGUCGAAUGGAAGAGGAUAAACGACCUACGAUGUCGAGUGACCCAUCAAGCAGUCAUUCACCAACGGGGGGACACAUUGGUCAGUUACCUGGGGAAGCAGUACAUCGUCCAGGACGUUUUGUGUCUUGCGCAACCGAGAUUCGAGAACCGGGAGAUUAUGCCACGUACUCACCUGCAUGUGGUAUACCCUCUGUUGUCCCUGAUGCACAACACCCGCAACCCGCACAGCGGCCCUCAGAAAAGAAGCUGGAGCAACCGGCAGACAGAUUUGGUGGGAGGCAAGUGUUGAGGAGUGUAGAGGAUAUCGAUCAUAUUGUAUAGAAUGCAAGGUUUUUAUGCUUGUAAUUCGGUUUUUUGUACAGUUUUUUUGUGAAUGUUAUGCAUAUAAUGGC